Molecule: messenger RNA, 1465 nt
Organism: Carassius auratus (goldfish)
Lineage: Eukaryota; Metazoa; Chordata; Actinopteri; Cypriniformes; Cyprinidae
Exons: 7
Coding region: 33-947 (304 amino acids)
Source: RefSeq, a predicted model, not a curated record
CUCAUACUUUGACACAAUCUGACCCAUGGUGGAUGCUGGAUCUGCUGAAGACAUACAGCGUGAAUAGAGUGACCAUCACUAACAGAUUUGACUGCUGCAACACCAGGAUAAAUGGGUCAGAGAUUCGGAUUGGAAACAACUCUUCAGAUUUUUUCAGCAAUCCAGUAUGUGCUGUAGUUUCUACUAUUCCAGCAGGAGCUACCUACAGCUACUUGUGUGAUGGGAUGGAAGGACGUUAUGUUACUGUGAAUAUUCCUGGAGAUUCAAAGAUUCUUACUCUCUGUGAAGUGGGAGUCUAUGUGAUUUUUCAAGAUAAUUUGGCAGCUGGAAGAAACGUCACACAGUCAUCAACUUAUGGCCUCUGGUCUGCUGAACAUGCCAUUGAUUUCAAUCCAGGAUUAACAAAAUCAUGGUCAGCAUGUUCCUCAACCAAAGUUCAGACUAACCCCUGGUGGAGGGUGGAUCUGAGUUCUGUGUACAGAGUAAGUAGCGUCGUAAUCACAAACAGACUAGACUGCUGUCCUGAACGAAUAAACGGAGCGGAGAUUCGCAUCGGAAACUCUCUGGAGAACAACGGCAAAAACAAUCCCAUAUGCACUGUGAUUUCUAGCAUUCCAGCUGGUGUUUCCUCCACCUACAUUUGUAACGAUAUGGAGGGUCGAUACGUGAAUCUGAUCAUUCCUGGAGAUUCAAGAAUUCUUACUCUGUGUGAGGUGGAGGUCUAUGGGGAAGGCCCUUUAUUGAAGAAAACGUUGGUGAAGAUAAAAUUGAAGUCCAGUUCGACUCUGUCUGAACCUGAAAUGAGAGCCCAGCUCCUGUCACAGCUCCAGUCUGUUUUGGAGGAACGAGGGUUUUCUGACGUGACGCUGAAAUGGUCUCAACCUCCCGAAAUGGAAGUGAAGCGGAAGGAAGCUGCACCAGCUCAGUCUGCUCGAAGAAAGAGAUGAUGAGGAAAACUCAAAUCGAAUCACCUUCUUCAUCUUUCAUUUACAAUGUCAAUUUGAAACCGUUUGUGUAUUUGUGAUGUUGAUUUUAGUGAACAUUUUCCAUUAGACUUGGACAAGAGACUGUUUUUCUGAGUCAGCAAGGAUUUGUUUCAGGAUUGUAAACAGGGAAAUUGUCUUUACUUUUAAGAACACCUUGUAAGACGCAGUUAACAAAUGCAGUAAGCAGUGCUGUCAUUAAAAUCAUCCUUAACACAUUAAAGGACAGUACAAUAAAGAAAUGGCUUUCCUAAAUGCACUAUUUAAACUAAAUAAGAUGAGAUUGAGCUGAAGAAUGAAUGCUGUAUCUAGGGUUGCCAACUUAAAGGAAAAAUAUGGGACAAUCACGUAUAUAGCCUAUAACUUUUUAGUUGUCAUUUUGUUUUUCAAGGAUAAGGUCCAAAGAACACUCUCGCUGCUUUUUCUUCUGUGUGGGCGUAUUCAAGUCGCACACUUCAGUUUGAAUCUGAAUAGAGCAUCAC